AUGGAUUUCCUUUUGCUAAAGGUCUUCCUGAUGCAUCUUGGCAUGUUGUUUAGUGUUCCCUUGAUUUUCAUUGUCAUGCUCUAUUUUAUGUCACCAGCCACGCUGUUCACACUUGGCGCAUGGUGCCUGUCUUGGAAAUAUGGGUUAAAGGAGAGAUACGCUGAGCACCAGGGCUACAGGUUCUGCUACUUCUCCCUUGGGAAACCGAGCCUCAAGCCAUCCAUCCUGUUGCUUCAUGGCUUCUCACUCAGGAAGGAAUCGUGGCUAUUUAUAAUUAAAUACUUCCCGAAGGACACCCACUUGAUCUGUAUUGACAUGCCUGGGCAUGGGAAAACCUCUUGUUUGCCAGGAGACAGCUACAGUGGAUUUGAUCAGGCUAGAAGGAUACACCAGUUUGUCGAGUGUAUUGGUCUAAACAGACAGCCUUUCCAUCUGGUUGGCAUCUCCAUGGGCGGAAUGGUUGCUGGCCUUUAUGCUGCUCAGCAUCCUUCAGAUCUCUGUGCCUUGACCCUCCUCUGCCCAGCCGGCCUGAGAUACCCAGUAGAUAAUGAGCUUAUGAAAAAAAUGAAGGAGCUGGAGAAAACCCACAAACUUUACACUGAGAACCCUCUCAUUCCUUUGACUGUGACGACUAUAGCUGGCUUUUUAAAACUCACCAUGUACAAAAGUAUGAAAUUACCAAAUCAGAUUUUGAGGGGAAUGCUCAAACGCCGGGAGCAGGAGAGCAAUUUCUUUGUAAAAUGUUUUUCAGACCUGUUCAGUGAGGAGAACAGGUACCAACUUCAGGACAACAUAAGCAAGAUCAAGACUCCAACACUGGUCAUCUGGGGAAAGAAUGAUCAUGUACUCGAUCCAUCUGGAGCAGAAAUUUUAGCCAGAGCUAUUCCUGACACCCAAGUGCACGUGCUGGAGAAAUGUGGACACCUCAUAACGUUAGAUUGGCCCACAAAAGCCAUGGGAUUUAUUAUGGAUUUUCACACUUCACUUUCUAUCAAGAUGAGUAAAAAACUAGUAUAA
This is a messenger RNA of Pogona vitticeps (central bearded dragon), 1017 nucleotides long. RefSeq names its product monoacylglycerol lipase ABHD6. Gene Ontology annotation, biological process: acylglycerol catabolic process. The record is from RefSeq and is a predicted model, not a curated record. Gene Ontology annotation, cellular component: membrane; AMPA glutamate receptor complex. Lineage: Eukaryota; Metazoa; Chordata; Lepidosauria; Squamata; Agamidae. Gene Ontology annotation, molecular function: monoacylglycerol lipase activity.